Oncorhynchus kisutch (coho salmon) is the source of this 1091-nucleotide messenger RNA. RefSeq names its product ferritin, middle subunit-like. Gene Ontology annotation, cellular component: cytoplasm. Lineage: Eukaryota; Metazoa; Chordata; Actinopteri; Salmoniformes; Salmonidae. The transcript has 4 exons. Gene Ontology annotation, biological process: iron ion transport; intracellular iron ion homeostasis. Gene Ontology annotation, molecular function: ferrous iron binding; ferric iron binding. The coding region runs from base 392 to 922 and encodes 176 amino acids. The record is from RefSeq and is a predicted model, not a curated record.
UAGAGUGGUCACUCGGCUCUCUUGUCAAUAUUAUAAAUAAUCUUCACUUUAGGUCAUGUGUAUGAGUGGGCUCGUCUUUAAAUGACCCGCCUAGUUCCUGUUGAAAUUCUAAAUGUGAUUGGCUACGCUCUGUGAGGGUGGAUUUCACUGACGCAUUCCGUUUGGAACAAUAAAUAGAGCGAACCAGGCUCCUUCCAGUUCACAAGUCUGAGAAGACGCAUGAAGAAGUUCUUGCUUCAACAGUGAUUGAACGGAACUCCUCUGCCUUCAUCCCUCAUCAUAGAACAUUCCGGAUUGUUGACAUAGCACUUUCUUGAACUUUAAUAACAAAAUAGUCGAAGAAACUCUAUUUUUGUACCGUUCAUUUAGACCUUAAAGAAAAUCUGCCAAAAUGGAGUCUCAGAUCCGCCAGAACUAUCACCACGAUUGCGAAGCUGCUAUCAACCGGAUGAUCAACUUGGAGAUGUUUGCUUCCUACACAUACACUUCAAUGGCUUUCUAUUUCUCCCGUGACGAUGUGGCUCUGCCAGGUUUCGCGCAAUUCUUCAAGGAGAACAGCGACGAGGAGCGGGAGCACGCCGACAAGCAACUCUCCUUUCAGAACAAGAGAGGUGGACGCAUUUUACUCCAGGACAUCAAGAAGCCAGAACGUGAUGAGUGGGGCAAUGGGCUGGAGGCCAUGCAGUGUGCUCUGCAGCUGGAGAAGAAUGUGAACCAGGCCCUGCUGGACCUGCACAAGAUUGCCUCUGACAAGGUUGACCCCCAUCUGUGUGACUUCCUGGAGACCCAUUACCUGAAUGAGCAGGUGGAGGCCAUUAAGAAGCUGGGAGACCACAUCACCAACCUCACCAAGAUGGAUGCUGUCAAAAACAAGAUGGCAGAGUACCUGUUUGACAAGCACACCCUGGGAGGCCAGAGCUAAACCACUUCCAUCCCCAGGCUACGGCCUCCAGCCUCAGACCAGGACUCCUGGCUUUGCAUUUAUCAGGAGGGAAGAGUGUUGAACUGGUGCAUUGUGACAUUUCUGUUGACAACACUACUGUAUUUUGGAGGCAAGGCUUCUUGUAAAACAAUAAAAAAAUAUCACUGAG